Scomber japonicus (chub mackerel) is the source of this 1377-nucleotide messenger RNA. Its product is annotated as P2Y purinoceptor 3-like. Gene Ontology annotation, biological process: G protein-coupled receptor signaling pathway. The transcript is spliced from 2 exons. Gene Ontology annotation, molecular function: oxysterol binding; G protein-coupled receptor activity. Gene Ontology annotation, cellular component: membrane. Lineage: Eukaryota; Metazoa; Chordata; Actinopteri; Scombriformes; Scombridae. The record is from RefSeq and is a predicted model, not a curated record. Bases 1 to 1377 code for a protein of 458 amino acids.
AUGGGAUUGAGCCAAGUCUCUGAUGUCACUCCAGACAUGAGUACGGUGGUGGCAAGAAACCACGCUAACACCUCUGGCACCUUGCCCACCUCGUCCCUCACUCAGUCAUCCUGCAGCAUCGACGAAUCCUACAAGUACGUCUUCCUGCCCGUCUGCUACUCGCUCACCUUCAUCUUCAGCCUCACCCUCAACUCUGUGGUGCUGCUGCGCUCCUGUCGCCACCAUGGAGGCUGCUGCGGUGUUGGUGGCAGCGGGCGACGCUGGAACACCUCGCUGAUCUACAUGAUGAACCUGGCCACCACCGACCUGAUGUACGGUCUGUCGUUGCCCUUCCUGGUGGCGAGCUACAUGCUGAGAGACCACUGGGUGUUUGGAGACUUCAUGUGCCGCCUUGUCCGCUUCCUCUUCUACUUCAACCUCUACUGCUCCAUCUUCUUCCUCACCUGCAUCUCCGUGCACAGGUACCUGGGUAUCUGCCACCCGAUGAGGACCAUCACUCUGGAGAGCAAGCGGGUGGUGAAGGGGACCUGUGCGUUGGUGUGGGUGGUGGUCUUCAUCCUAACCUGCCCUAUCUUUAGGUUUGCACAGACGGGUUAUGUCCAUCGAAGGGGUGGCGGGGUUGUUGGGUCUGAAGGUGUGAGGGACGACGGGAACUGGACUGGAUUUCAGGGGGAGGACGGGGAGGGGUACAUGAAUUGCUGGGAUGAUGCCAUCGAUAGCGAGUUUGCCGACUACGUCCCAUAUGGCAUUGUCCUCCACCUGUUGGGUUUCUUUGUGCCAUUUGUUAUCAUCGCCUGGUGCUACUCACAGGUCGUCAGGACGAUAUUUCAGACGCUGCGCUCCCCUCCUAGUUCCAUAGAGGGUGGCGAGGACGGUCCGGUGGGAGACGGAGCACCAGAAGGAGUUAGAGGGCGAGCGAGAACGUCUGUCUCCAUAUCCGGCUCGCAGUACUCGCACUAUAUCAGGCGACGGCGGAAAUCCAUUAAAACCAUUGUAACUAUCACGCUGCUGUUCGCUCUCUGCUUCCUGCCUUUCCACGUGACCCGGACCGUGUUUCUGCUCCUGCGGCAGGGACACCUCGGCGGCUGCAAUGCCAUGAAGACCGUCUCCAUCUGCUACAAGGUCACACGGCCGCUGGCCUCCUGCAACGCCUGGCUCAACGCCCUCCUCUACUUCCUGACAGGGGAUAAGGGUGCCCCCUGCUGCUGGCAGGUAGAGCCCACCAUCCGCAGAGACCGCCAGACCGGCUCCCUCUGGUGGCCACUGAAGAUCCUGAGGAAGGACGCAGUUGGAGAUGAUGACCAAGAGGCAGCCGAGAAGAUUGACAGGACGGUGCACAUGGAGAACGAGUCCAAGUCUUCGAGGGUCAUCUUCUGA